CUCUGGGGUCAGUGAAGGCCCGGUUGGCGGCGCUGCUUCCCGAUCUUCUGGUCUUCAGGAAGCCCCGGGGACCGGAACCUGAGCUCGCCACGGCCCAGGGCGUCCUCCUCGGCGUCCACGUGACGGGAUGAAGAUGAGGGGUAGAAGGUGCCUGUGCUCAUCAUGAGGUCUCCGUAGCGUUUGAAUCCAUUCCAUUCAUCACUGGUUUCUCCAUCCCUCACCAAGAAGGGGACCGUAUAGUUUUACUUGGCCAGAGAGCCUUAGAAAGGGUGGAUGACUAAGAAAAAAAACAAACAAAAACCGCUUACUGGGUUUACCGCAUUAAUGGACAGGUUCAGCCUGACUUGCAAGUCGGAACAUGACAUGGACAAGCUGGCCCACAUCUUCAGUUAUUACAUCAGUGACAUCGUGGAGCAUGUGCUGUGCUUUGGAGGGGAUAUCCUGAAUAUUACAGGGAAUGUGCUCCUGGCACUCUGGACAGUGGAAAAGAAUCAACUAAGUGACAUCAUUACCCUGGUGGCAAAAUGCAGUCUGGAGAUUCAGGAGAAAUUUGGGAUUUACCAUACCAGAGAAGGCCAGGACCUACAACUAAAGAUAGGUCUAUCUGCAGGUCGAAUUUCCCAGGUUAUUGUUGGUGAUAAGCAGCACCGGUACCUCUUGGUGAUUGGGCGGGAUGUAGAUGAUGUCCAGUUAGCUCAGCGUUUGGCUCAGGCAAAUGAAAUUGUUUUGUCCUGGAAUUGCUGGAAGCUCUGUGAGCAGUACAUGUUUGAAGUGGAAAUCAUGAGGGAGGAUGAAGCUGUGAAGUUACGAGAUAUGCGGAUCAUUGACCCAUUUGAUUUUGAUGAACAUUUUGACAAAUGUCUUGAUUAUCUACCACAUUACCGGACAAGUGUUGAUACUCUAAGAACUGCUCUGGAGUUAGAUCCAGAUUCCACACUUGAAGAAACCCUUCGGAAACACAUAAUGAAAAACCUUUUGAAAAAGAUUGAUGAAGGUCAACCUGUGGAAUAUAUAUCUGAAUUCCGUACAGUGACUAUGGUUUUGGUCAGCCUAGAGUUCCACAAGACAGCAUGGAUGCUGCACUUAUGUCAUCUUAUCCAGGAGGCUGCCUUGUACAUCUCCACAGUUAUAGAGAAAGGAGGUGGCCAGCUAAGCCGGAUUUUUAUGUUUGAGAAAGGUUGCAUGUUCCUCUGUGUUUUUGGCCUUCCUGGGGAUAAGAAGCCUGAUGAAUGUGCACAUGCCCUGGAGAGUUCCUUCAGUAUCUUCAGCUUCUGCUGGGAGAAUCUUGCUGAGACCAAGCUGGUUUCUGUCAGUAUAACCAGUGGACCUGUAUUCUGUGGAGUGGUUGGAGCAGUAGCAAGACAUGAAUAUACAGUUAUUGGCCCAAAAGUGAGUCUUGUGGCGAGAAUGAUAACUGCAUAUCCAGGUUUGGUGUCCUGUGAUGAGGUAACAUAUCUACGAUCUAUGUUACCUGCUUAUAACUUCAAGCAACUCCCAGAGAAAAUGAUGAAGAACAUCUCCAACCCAGGGAAUAUGUAUGAAUACCUUGGCCAUAGAAGAUGUAUAAUGUUUGGGAAGAGACACGUGGCCAAGGAGAGGCAUAAAAAUCACCCCUUGUUAGAUCGUGAGAAAGAACUGCAAGCCUUCCUAAUGGCGCAGCAGGGAUGUUUGCACCAGAAGAAGGGACAAGCAGUUUUGUAUGAAGGUGGGAAAGGUUGUGGAAAAAGUCAGCUGUUGGAUGAAAUAAACUUCCUGGCCCAGAAAGAAGAGUACAGGGUGUUGCCAUUGAAGCUGGAGGAAGCAGAUUCCAAGAAGAGCCUCUAUGCCAUCCAGACCCUCAUGGCCAUCUUCUUUGACCUUGAUACAUGCCCAGCCUACUGCCGGCAAGAGUGCCUACACAAACAACUCCGUGGGAUAGUAGAGGAGCAGCUGCACUGCCUUUUUAAUGACUUCUUCUUUGUGAAGUUUCCCUUAUCAUUUAAAGUAUUACACAUGGAUGACCUGACAAGGCAAAAGAAGAUUAAAGCAUGUUUUUUUCAAGUGCUUCAGAAGGCAGUGAGGGAAACACCACUGAUUUUCCUCAUUGACGAAGCCCAGUACAUGGAUACAGCUUCUUGGGAGUUUUUGGAGGCAUUGCUCUCCAGUGUGCCCAUCAUCAUGGUGAUGACAUUGACCCCUACCUACACCCUGUGUAGCUGGGCCCAGAACAUCCUGCAGAGCCCUCAAGCUAUCCUCGUACCCAUCUCGGCGUUGGCAGCAACCUCACUGUUGAGAAUGGCAUGUUGGGAACUGGGGGUGGUGAGCAUCCCCCAAGAGCUGCAGAUCUACCUUCUCCGCAGGUGCUUUGGAAACCCCCUCUACUGUGAGGUCCUAUGUCAGGAUCUUCUCUCUAAGGAUAUAUUGCUUUUUCAUGACUACCAAAAGAAGGAGAAGGAAAACAGCAAGUGGGAAACUCUCUCAGCCAAUGCCAUGAAAUCCACAAUGUAUAGUAUUUCUCCUGCUGGCUCUGAAGACCGGGAACUUUAUGUCUGUACAGUCAAAGAUGAUGUGAACUUGGAUACAGUGCUUCUCCCACCAUUGUUAAAAGAAAUAGCCAUAAACCAACUAGAUCAACUGAGCCCAGAAGAACAGUUACUGGUGAAGUGUGCUGCAGUCAUUGGCCACUCCUUCCACAUAGAUCUGUUACAUCACCUCUUGCCUUACUGGGAGAAAAAUAAGCUACUUCAGGUGCUGAGGGCUCUUGUGGAUAUACAUGUGCUCCGCUGGUUCAACAAGAGCCAAGAGCUUUCUGCUAAGCCAACAAUAGUGCCAUCCUCUAUUAAGACUGUUGAUCAAACCAAAGAGGAGAAGAAAAAGUCAGAUGCUGGCUCUCACAGGCUACAAGAGGAAGUAUCCCUACCUCAAACAGAGGUGCUUGAGUUUGGGGUGCCUCUGUUACGGGAAGCUGCUUGGGAACUGUGGCCCAAAGCACAACAGAUAGCCCUGCACCUUGAAUGUGCCUGCUUUCUCCGAGACUUCGCCUGCCGCUGUAGGAGCUGUCAUGGGGGAGACUUUGUCCCCUUCCACCGUUUUGCCAUCUGUUCUACUAAGAGCUCUAGGGAAAUUUCCCAACUGUAUCGUUACAAAGAUAAUAGCUCUGUACUAACACAAGUGAUCACAGACAAGUUGCAGCUGCCUUCACCCCAAGAUACUUUUCAGUUCCAGACAAAGUCAUCCAGAAUUCAAAAGGCCUUCACGAGUAAACACUACAGAACAGAGGAAGAGUUUCUGGAUCAAGUAAGCAGAAAACUGGCAUAUACCAGCCCUAAGAAAGCCAAGUUGACCAUAAAGCCCUGUCACUGUGAGGAUAUUCUGAAGUUAGUGCUCUCGCCCCUAACCCAGCAUUGCCUAGUCAUCGGGAAAAACAGCUGUGCAUUUUAUUACCUGUUGGAGGCUGCUGCUGCCUCCUUGGACCUGUCAGAUAAUUACAUGCCCUGGCAUCAGUGCAUCCUAACCCAGUUUCCCCAUCCCUUGUCUUGUUUGGAGGCCUUCUUCUAUUUGAGGAAAGCAAGCAGUCUUCUGGGCCAGCCUUCAGCAUUCUCAUUUUUCAAAAAACACAAGGUGAAGAUCUGUCAGUUUGAGGAGGCCACUUUCUGCUCUCUCCGGUCAGAGGUCUGUUUCAACAUGGGGCAGAUCACCUUGGCCAAAAAGCUGGCCAGGCAGGCUCUUCGACUGCUGAAAAGGAAUUUCCCUUGGACCUGGAUUGGUGUCCUUUUCCAAACAUUCCUUGAGAAGUAUUGGCGUUCCUGUUCCCUGAGCCAGUCACCAAACAACCCCAGUGAGAAUAAGAAGAAGCUGGCAGUUCUCCAGCAGCAGGUGCACUGCCUUUCCCUGCUACUGCAGCUCUAUAACCUGGAGGCCACCGCCAGCAGCCGCAGGUUUGCCUGCCUUGCCACUCUCAUGCAGAAGAAUUUAGUUGAGGAGUUGGUAAAUGAAGCCGAGGUUGUCUCUACCUAUGUGGCCCUCUCCCAGUUCUCCCAGACCAUGGGUGACAGGGAAAACUGGCUACGCUGUGAGAAGAUGGCCAUUCAGAAAAGCAGCCUGUGCUGGUUCUCCAGGGAAGGAUUAUUGGCCACAGCCCAGCUCUUGCAGGCCUUAGCCUACACCAAGCUCUGCCUUGGCUAUCUUGACUACUCCAUCAAGCUGGGCUUUCAAGCUCAAGAGAUAUGCAGAUACAUCAAGAAACCAGCUUUGGAGAAUCUAGUUCUCUCCGUUCUCUUCAGAUCUGCAUUUCUAAAAAAGAAAUUUGAUCUGUGUGUCCAUGUGCUGGAGAGUCAGUGGCCGCUCAUUUCCCAGGGUCAUGAUGUCCUUGGCCUGGCCUGCUUCUAUUCUGCUUGCUUAGACCUGCUGCUCCAUGGAGAAGGAUUCCUGUAUCGUCCCUUCAGUGAGUGUCUGCGUUUCAUUCAACACUAUGAGCACAGCUGCAUUCUAACCUCUCAGAACAAUGUCAUGCUGGGGGUCUACUCCUCUCUGGCCAUGUGGUUUGCCCAAGACUCACAGUGGUACCAGUUGAAGCAACACUUCUCCAAGGCUUGCCAGUUGGUGAAAAGAACAGACGCCUCACUGUUUGGUUCACAUAGCUUUGUCCGAUUCCUAGAGUGUCAUGUUUUAAUGUUACAGAAAAUGCCAAAGUGUUUAUUAAGGCAUAUUUCCCUAAAGGCUCAUAGCCAGACCCUCAAGUACUACUUCAAGGAGUUCUUCUCUCGAUGCGUCACCUGCCCUGUCUAUCACCAGUGGGUCUCUCAGCUUAAAGCCUCUGUAAUGAGUUAUGAAGAGAGAAAGCCCAUGUCCUUGACUAACAUUAGUGAUCCUUUGGACAUAAGCUCGAUUUGGAUAAAGGAAGGGUUCCUAGAGGAAAACCAUUUCUAUGAAGGACAUCUAGGAAUAGAAAUUUGACAGCAUGACUGAUACCAAGGAGAAUAUGGAAUUCAAGAAAUUCAAGAGAUAUAUGUUAAAGCAAACAAAAGCAGUCAUCCAAAGGGGCCAUGAUUCAAUUACUGAACAUAGCACAAAGAAAUGCCCCCAAAUCCUCCUUUUUAAGAUACUGUAUAGUGUACAUACUAAAUAUCCUAUUACAUUCACCACUAUAUCUUCAUCAGAAUAAAAGUCUAUAUUUCUGAAGCCUGAAA
Molecule: messenger RNA, 5168 nt
Organism: Erinaceus europaeus (western European hedgehog)
Lineage: Eukaryota; Metazoa; Chordata; Mammalia; Eulipotyphla; Erinaceidae
Product: adenylate cyclase type 10-like
Exons: 33
Coding region: 274-4935 (1553 amino acids)
Biological process (GO): intracellular signal transduction; cyclic nucleotide biosynthetic process
Cellular component (GO): cytoplasm
Molecular function (GO): adenylate cyclase activity
Source: RefSeq, a predicted model, not a curated record